AUGCCGAAGUUCAAGAACAUCUUCUUUGGGAGCAUGGUUGAAUCCAGCAGGCCAUCCCAGGCCAUGUUCACCUUCCUUUUGCUUCCCUGUUGCCUAACAGCCAACUUGAGAGCACCUUCUUUAAUCCCAGGUGUUCCUUUCCUCUGGGGUUGGAAUAUUCCUACAGAUUUAUGUUCUCAAAAGUUUAACGUGACAAUAGAUCUGAGACUUUUUAGUUUUAUAGGAAGCUCUCUAAAAUAUGACGAAGAGCAAAACAUCACUAUCUUUUAUGAACAUAAACUUGGCUACUAUCCUUAUAUUAAUGAAAAAACAGGCACAAUGGUGAAUGGGGGCAUUCCCCAGAUGAAAUACUUACCAGGCCAUUUGAUCAAGGCUCAGAAUGACAUGUGUUGUGUGAACGGAGACCAUACAGGGUUAGCUAUCAUUGAUUGGGAGAAUUGGAGGCCCAUUUGGGACAGAAAUUGGAAACCUAAAGAUGUCUAUAGGAAAGCUUCUAUUAACAUAGUUCAGAAAGAAAAUGCAAAUCUAACUCGCAAGGAGGCCACCCAGAUAGCCAAAAAACGUUUUGAAGUGGCAGCAAAGGGUUACAUGAUAGAGACUUUAAAAAUAGGACAGAUAACUCACCCAAAGUCCAUUUGGGGCUUUUACCUUUUCCCGGAAUGUUACAACCAUAAUUAUAGAAAGCCUGGUUACAAUGGAAGUUGCAUAGAUAUAGAAAAGAAACGAAACGAUGCACUGAGCUGGUUGUGGAAGCGAAGCACUGCCCUUUACCCAUCCGUUUAUCUGCAAAGUUUCCUGGCCUCUUCUGCUCUCACGCCAUUGUUUACUCGGAACCGUGCACUGGAAGCCAUUCGAGUUUCUAACGUACGCAACCCGGAAAAUCCACUUCCAAUCUUUGUCUAUACUCGCCCGGAGUUCACUGAUAAACCUUUGACCUUCCUUGCUCAGGAAGACUUGGUGAAUACAUAUGGUGAACUUGUGACUCUGGGUGUCUCUGGAAGUGUAUUGUGGGGAAACCUCAAUUUAACUCAAAGUCAGAGAAGGAAUCUGAGCAUUGGCAUACAUCCAUUUGUUCAGGGUCAUGGAGCUGGUAAAGAAGUCUGGGUAGCUUAG
Molecule: messenger RNA, 1113 nt
Organism: Elephantulus edwardii (Cape elephant shrew)
Lineage: Eukaryota; Metazoa; Chordata; Mammalia; Macroscelidea; Macroscelididae
Gene: SPAM1
Product: sperm adhesion molecule 1 (PH-20 hyaluronidase, zona pellucida binding)
Exons: 3
Coding region: 1-1113 (370 amino acids)
Biological process (GO): hyaluronan catabolic process; carbohydrate metabolic process
Cellular component (GO): acrosomal vesicle
Molecular function (GO): hyalurononglucosaminidase activity
Source: RefSeq, a predicted model, not a curated record